AUGGUGGGGCUCGAAACCCAGGUUCAUCGGGAGGGAGCUGGUCAAAGGGAGCCGGCAAUCUUCAUUAAGAGGCCUUUAUGCAAAGCAAUCAAAGUAAUGAAUUUGGGUCGGGAGGACCUGGGCAACUUCCAUUUUUGGAAGGGAGUGAUUGGGGAGUUCAUCGCCACCACUCUCCUCCUUCUCUCAGUCCUGACGGGGGGCACAUUUGACAGCGCAUGGGGAGAGGGGGGAGGAGCCUACUUCGCAUACUGCAUCGCAUUCGGAUUCUCAUACAUGACGCUAGUCUACGCGUUCAAUGAUAUCAGCGGGGGUCACGUGAACAAUGCGGUCAGUUUCGCCAUGUUUCUCAUGGGCAGGAUCUCUGCCAUCCGCUGCAUAUGCUACACGGUGGCCCAGGUGGGAGGAGCUGCCAUGGGAUCACUCAUCAUUCAAAAAAUCUGGAACGAUAAUGACUAUGCGUGUGGGAAGAUAGAACUGCUGAAAGACAACCAUCUGCUGGUGGCUGUGGAGACUCUGUUCACCAUGCUCCUCAUUCUGGUCGUUCUAGUCGCCGCAGAAGCGGAUAGGUCAAGCACCAUCAAGCUGUUAGAAGAAUAG
Symsagittifera roscoffensis is the source of this 597-nucleotide messenger RNA. RefSeq lists its product as uncharacterized. NCBI's taxonomy places the organism in Eukaryota, Metazoa, Xenacoelomorpha, Acoela, Convolutidae. Gene Ontology annotation, cellular component: plasma membrane. Gene Ontology annotation, biological process: transmembrane transport; water transport. Gene Ontology annotation, molecular function: water channel activity. The transcript has 5 exons. The record is from RefSeq and is a predicted model, not a curated record. The coding region runs from base 1 to 597 and encodes 198 amino acids.